Messenger RNA from Nipponia nippon (crested ibis), 810 nucleotides. The record is from RefSeq and is a predicted model, not a curated record. Lineage: Eukaryota; Metazoa; Chordata; Aves; Pelecaniformes; Threskiornithidae.
AUGCGUGAGUACCGGGGGCUGCUCGGCCGGGCGGGCACCCUCCGCCCCGCGGGGGUGGCCCCUGGGGACCGCCUGCGCCUUGGCCGGGCUCUGGGCUGCGCUCCUGGGGUGGUGGUAAAACGAUUUAAGGAACCAAAGGAAGAGAGACGUCCCUGGAGGAUAUGGUUUUAUGAUACCUCCAAGCAAGCAAUAGGUGCCCUCUUCAUCCACUUUGCUAAUAUUUUUCUGUCAGAUCUCACUGAAGAGGACCCUUGCUCUCUCUACCUUAUUAAUUUCAUCCUUGAUGCCACGCUGGGGAUGCUGCUGAUCUGGCUUGGUGUGAAAGUUGUCUCCUGGAUUGUGCAGCAUAAGAAGUACACGUACCUGGUCUUCGGAGAAUACGGUGACCCUCCACAAGCUGCUGCCUGGAUUGGCCAGUGUAUCCUCUACUUGCUGAUAAUGGUUUUUGAGAAGACUGUGAUUAGCCUUGUCCUGCUUAUACCUGGUUGGACAAAGCUUCAGCAGAUCCUCCUGGAUUACAUCCCAAACCCACAGCUGGAGCUCAUCCUGGUCAUGCUUGUUGUGCCUUUUAUAGUCAAUGCCAUUAUGUUCUGGGUUGUGGACAGCUUGAUCAUGAGGAAAUAUAAGCAGAAGGACACCCUGGACAUCAAUGGAUCCAUAGAAACUCCUCGGGCUAGCAGGACUGAGGAAUCUCAGGUGUUACUCUCUCCAGACAUGGAUUUUGAUCAAUCUGAAAGCGACCAGGAUAUUUCAGGACUCCAGGGAAUGAACCAGAAGAUGAAGCAGCCCAGCUAUCAAGUGGUCAUCUGA